GGCAACGCCAUUCGUCACUUGUUCGCUUCAUCGGUGCUGUUGAUUUCAAAACUUUUUAUUCUGUGAUUUGCAUAAUUUCGCGUUAACUAACUGGUCAUAUUCAUUGCUUUUACUUAUUUUACUUAAUUGAUUACUAAUUUAACAAUGGAAAAGAAACCUUCGGUUCUGAUAUUGGGAGGGUGUGGAUUCAUUGGGCGUAAUAUGGUUACUUAUUUGGUAGAAAAUGAUUUGACUGAUGAAAUCCGUGUAGUGGAUAAAACGCCUCCACAAAUGGCUUGGCUGAAUGAGCGGCAUAAUCAAGCUUUUGAUAACAAGAAAGUGGAAUUUUGCAGCGCUAAUCUUAUAAAUGCCGCGUCUUGUAAGAAUGCUUUCGCCCCACACCCAAUAACAGGACGUACGUGGGAUAUCGUAUUCAACUGUGCAGCAGAGACACGUCCAAAUCAAACAGAAGCUGUGUACAAAGAAGGAAUACUCAAAUUAAGUAUGAAUUGCGCCAACGAAGCAGCAAACGUAAAAGUGAAGCGAUUAAUCGAGCUAAGUUCCGGUUGCGUGAACAGUUCGGAAAAGGUGGCACAAAAGGAAGAUUGUAAGCAAGAGCCGUGGACUUGUGUGGCUAAACAAAAGCUAAAAGUCGAGCGCGAGCUUGAAACACUAAGUGAAGUGUUGGAUUAUACGGUUGUGAGACUACCAGUCGUAUAUGGGUUAGGAGAUAAGCGCUACUUGAUGCCUCGCAUAAUUGUGGCUGCAAUAUACAAGUAUUUAAAUGAGUGCAUGAAGUUGCUGUGGAAUGAGUCUAUGCGACUGAAUACUGUACAUGUGGAUGACGUUUGUGCGGCUAUGUGGUUUUUAGCACUUAACCCAGCUGCUGCUGGUGAAAUAUACAACAUUGUUGAUGAUGCUGAUUCAACACAAGGAACCAUAAGUGAUAUAUUAUCAGAUGUGUUUUCAAUAAAUGUUGAUUACUUUGGCGUGGUCAUGUCGAAUUUGACAAAGUUAAGCCUCUCAGAUACGGUGAGUGAUGUAAAUGAUAAACACAUGACGCCAUGGGCGGAGAUUUGUCAAAAGAAUGAACUCAACAAUACACCUUUAACGCCAUAUUUAGACGAAGAGCAAUUGUAUCACAAACACUUAUAUUUAGAUAAUACAAAACUGAAGACUGCAGGAUAUGUGCUGAAGGUGCCUAAGUUAACACGUGAUCAUGUAAUAGAAAUUAUUGAAGACUACACAAAACAAAAACUAUUUCCAAAAUCUCUAAUGAUUUAAACUUCAUCUCUACCAGUUUGGUACUUAAUUGAGUAACUUCAAAAAGAUAUGUGAAUUAAAUCAAUUAAAAUACUUAAAAUAUUUGUAAACCAUAUGAACUCAAGUUAUGAAAUUUUAACGGGAGUUAUUCAAAACUGAUAUUAAUGUAACAAUUAAAGACAUUGUAUGCCCUAAGUUCUUUAUGUACACAUUUAUUGUACGUCGCCGAUAUGAUCUAAAGUGUACUUAUAGUAUUACUGUAAAGUAAGAUUUUAAAAUUGAAGACUAAAACGAAUUUUAAUGUUUUACGUAUAUAUGUAUUCGUAUCUAAUCACAUAAUUGCUAUAUCGAAACAAUUUUAUAUAGAUGAUAUUUUACAAUAAGCAAUAAUGCUUUGUCAUAUUUUGUGCCAAAAUAAAAUAAACAUGGAAACUUAA
Messenger RNA from Zeugodacus cucurbitae (melon fly), 1679 nucleotides. RefSeq lists its product as uncharacterized. Bases 145 to 1263 code for a protein of 372 amino acids. Lineage: Eukaryota; Metazoa; Arthropoda; Insecta; Diptera; Tephritidae. The transcript has 5 exons. The record is from RefSeq and is a predicted model, not a curated record.